Messenger RNA from Melampsora larici-populina 98AG31, 591 nucleotides. RefSeq lists its product as uncharacterized. Bases 1 to 591 code for a protein of 196 amino acids. The transcript has 2 exons. NCBI's taxonomy places the organism in Eukaryota, Fungi, Basidiomycota, Pucciniomycetes, Pucciniales, Melampsoraceae. The record is from RefSeq and is a predicted model, not a curated record.
AUGGUAACUUUUGUAGAAGAAUUGGCUGAGUACAGAAGGCGGGCAGUGGAAGCAGUAAGAAAUGGCGAAACCGGUCCACGACUCAGGAGCAGGUCCAGGAACCGAGCCAGCGGAAGCCAUCACGACAACGGUGAGGACGAACAACCCGCACGCGAUCAGAACGAGGACGACAAAGUGGUCUUUGAAGACGUCGCUAGUAAUCCGGAUCCAGAAUGCACCAAACCAGGCAACUUCGGACCGGCGGGAUUGAUCUGCCCUUUCGGAACACCUGCAGCGAACCAACAUGCAAGAAUCAGGCAAGAGAAGGAAUUGUCAGCGAGCGAUAGCGAACUGACAGACGAGGAAAAAGGCAGUGAUACCAGGAGAGACCACCAACCUGACGAAGUCCCGGAAGGGCACACCCGGCAAAGCCAAGGCUGCUGGAGCUAUAUCCAAGUUUUAAGUCCCGGGAGGGCACAUCCGGCAUGGCCGAGGCAACUGGAGCUAUAUCCAAGUGUUUUACCCAAAUCCCUUUCCAUAUCCCUUUCCAAAAAUCCCAAAUGGGCAAUCCUCAGGAGAAGAGGAAGAGCCAAAAGACGGGGCUCGAAAUGA